Molecule: messenger RNA, 3880 nt
Organism: Odontomachus brunneus
Lineage: Eukaryota; Metazoa; Arthropoda; Insecta; Hymenoptera; Formicidae
Gene: rho-6
Product: protein rhomboid
Exons: 5
Coding region: 1066-1968 (300 amino acids)
Cellular component (GO): membrane
Molecular function (GO): serine-type endopeptidase activity
Source: RefSeq, a predicted model, not a curated record
GCAGUUUCCGGUCUAGUAAAAACACGAAAAAUACGAGUCAAUGUCUCUUGGUUAGUUAAAAGAAAAAAUGACAAUUAUAAAUCAAAUUGCAACCAUCUCAAUAAUGCAUGAAUUUGUAUUGAAAGACUCUACCUUCUGUAACACCUGUGUUACAUAACUUUUUAUAUUGAAUAAUACAAAUUAUUUGGUAGAAUUAUUUGUACAAAAGAAGGUUUAGUUAGAAAUUGGUCAGAAACUGGUCAGAAAUUGACUAGUUUUAUCGUCCGUUUAUCCGUAACCAAAAUAGAAAAAGAAUCGCUCUUUCUGUUUGGGUCUCGACGAUUCUCUGUACAAAACAUUCGAUUGUGAACUUGCAACUUUUUAUCCAACAAUCUUUUGAAACAUUUUGCCAAGCUUUUGUAGCUCGUAAAACUUAUCAGGUUUUCAUGCAGAAAAUCGCUUACGCACAACAUAGAGAAAACACCACGACGUUUCAAAAACUUACGAGCUGUCUGUUUGUCGCGAGUCGGAAAUUAUUGAUAAAAGUAUCUGUAAGUAGAAAUAAAUCCGCCGAUAAUACUAAAAUAAUCUGCCUAGGGCGCCUCGGACGCUAAAGCCGUCACUAAGCACGUUGUGCUUGGGGAGAGGGAGGAGAGAGAAACCCGCCGGUUGCGCUAAUCCGAUUUUUCCGUCUCGCCGAAAAUUUAGCGGCGCGCGUCGCACGGCAGGAGAGAAACGUCUCGCCUUCCUCCGGCCGCGUUAAUCGAUUUCUAUUAGCGAGAAGCGCCGCCGUGAAGCCGCGAUGCGCCGCUACCGCCACCGCUGUUAACGAUAAUCUACGCGAUAACGACCGAGAAAGUCUGAAGCUUCGUUUCAGUUUCGGUCGCGCAACGGUUAUCUCGCCGCGACAUCGUGCAGCCGGAGUGUACUAUCUAUACCUCUCACGGUCGAUGAAGUCGAGCAUCGUGACUGCAAGGGCAAGUCACCAGACUAAACCGAUACGAUGACGGUGAUUGACGAAAGCGCGAACUUAGGAAUAUAACGAAGCCGGGUUUUCGAGAUUGGCCAUCAUCUGCAGAUACCACGAUGGACGCCGAGGCAGCGUUGUUGGAGAACUCGCCAACCUUGUCGACGAUCUCGUCGGAUUCCACGGACGCGACGUAUUCGGAACCGGGCUCGCCCUAUUCCCCGGAGUCGCCGAUAAUUGUCACAUCCUCCUAUAAAAAAAAGCGCGACGAUGAGGUCACACCCAGACCAACGCCCAGACACCCACUACCAACCAGGAAGCCGAGCUUCCGGAUACGACCGCCCUACCUCAUGAUCUGCAUCAGCAUCAUCGAGAUAACCGUCCACUGCCUGGGAGACGAGGCGACGUUACGGAGAUGGCUGGUCUACGAUCCCCGUCAGAGGGUGCAGGGCUGGAGGUUCGCCUCCUACAUGCUGCUGCACUCGAACGCACUUCACCUCGCACUCAACGUGGUCAUUCAGCUGGUCCUGGCCACUCCACUCGAGGUGGAACAAGGGCGAAUAGGGGUUGCGACGAUCUACCUGGGCGGCGGGGUGUGCGGCGCUCUGGGCGCGUCGCUUCUGCAGCCGAGCCUCUACCUGGUCGGCGCCUCGGCGGGUGUUUACGCGCUGCUCACGAGCCACCUCGCUCAUCUCUACCUGUGCCACGGCGAGCUGCGCUACGCCGGCUGGCGCCUCGGCGCCGUGCUGCUGUUGGCCGGCGCGGACGUCGCGUCACUGCCGAUCCCGGCGCUGCUCGGAUGCGGCCGGGUCGGAUGGGCGGCCCACGUGGCGGGCGCGCUGGCGGGCCCGCUGCUGGGUCUGGCAGUGUUCCCGAAGCAGAGCAAGAAGGACGCCCGGGGUCGCAGGUUCGUGCGAUUCGUGCGGCUGCUGUCGGCCGUGAGCGUGAUGCUGCUGAUCGUCGGCGCCGUCCUCGGAAACGUCUACCUGAUCGCCCUGCCGCAGCUCAGAAAGCCGUCCUGACAGAGGAUCGAGCUGCUGGUCAAGCUCUGCAAACGCUCCUUCCUGAUCGUGAAGAUCCGGGAAGCCGCCGAGAGUGUGUUCGAGUAGGCUCGCGUUGACGCGCUCGACCGAUCGACUCGACACCACGCGAGGCCGCGGCGAGAAUCCCGAGAAGCCUCGCUCGUCAGGUGUCAAUGGACAUCUCGUGUUCUCAUCCCUCGGAUUUCACGCGCUCUUGUCGAUCCUGAGACGAUCUCGGCGCGAUCACGCGCGGGAGAUUAUCCUCUGCUUUUCAGCUCGUGGACGUGGACUUCCUGACGGUACACCGACGCGUUCACCGAUGCGGGAGAGGUGUUUGACGAUGAACAUUACGCUCAUGUGGAUCGACGGCGGAAGACACCAAAGAUAUACCGACAUUUCGUCGAGUUUGUUCAUGCUACUCGCUGCCACUUAGAAUGCCUAGGAUCUCGAGGACUCGAUCGGCUGUCUGAGAGUGAACGCAUACCGUGUGACCCUUCAUGCGCCAGGUACACUUUGAUAAAUUUGAUAUUGCCAACAUCAAUAAGACACGCAUAUACACAUAUACAUACAUAUACACAUCCGUCGCGACUUUUUUACGACGUGAGAAGUUUGAGAAAGAGACAUUCGUCAACAGCGAUCACCUUUCCGUAGACUCGGAGAAAAAGAUGCUUUAAGAUUUAUUUGUGGAAUGUACAGUUUAUUCGCCAAAAUAAUAAUUUCCCGAUAGACUGACUUAAACUUUACAAGAAGUAUUAAGAACCACAUUAAUAGUUGCAUCGUUGUCUGAAACUUGUCUCAUAUGAGAUACUCAGAUUUUCAUUCACAGUCAGCUUCAAGUUUUUCAGUUGAAUUAUAACAUGCGUGACAUUUAUAUCUAUGAUCGCGCGAUUCAACUGAAAAUCUCUGAAUUAAACUCUGAAUUAAAACCUUACUUGUACUUAAGUACCUUACUUAAGUACCUUAAGUACCUUAAGUACCUUACUUGAGAUAAAUUUUAAGUAAUAAUUAUUAAAUAUAAUAACGUUAUAUAUAUGUAAUAUACGGGCCUAAAUAUAUUAAUUCAGCAACUUUCAGUUCUUUAUGACUGAUCAGAUUACACUCAUAUUUAUCACAUAGAAAUACGAAAGAAAUUUCUCAGAAUUUGCUCCAAAUAAAGUGUUAUAUUAGAUGUAACAUGAAAAUAUGAGUAUAACUUUUAAUAAAUUUGUUGCUGCAUCAAUACAAGAAUUUACAUUAUUGUAUGAUGUCGAUUUAAUACUUACUUCAAUACGAUAUAUUUACUUCAUGAGUGUAAUUAAAAAAAUUGUUCCAUCAUCGAUUGUCCCAUCCACUUCGUGAUAAUCAUAGUCCGUCUGGGAAACUUCAUUUCGCACAAAUGGAACUUUGUUUCGUAGAAGUACACUUUAUAACCCACAAAUAGAUGUUCAAGUAUUCUUUUACUCAGUGUGUGCAUGAAUAUAAAAAUAUUUAAUGAUACAAUUCGUAAUGACACUUCUCGUUAUAUCGAUCUCGCUAUAUAUUACCGAGGCGGAAAAGACUAUGAAAGUGGAAUGUGUGUAUAAUAAAAUUAAGAGAAAUCACUACGAUACAUACAUAUAUUAUAUAUAAGAAGCCGAACGCGCGCGUUAUUGGUUCGCCCGGCGACGACGAACGCGCGAUCAUUGCGGGACACGUGAAGAGCAAUUUAUUUAAGUAACUGUGAAAUAUAAAAGGCCACGAGAGCGCGGGAGGACGAGAUUGUUAUGGCGAUUGUCGCGGGCACGUUGAAGUACUAUAAUAACGUCGCUGUUUGCCGACGUUGGGGGGAGGCAAUGAGGCACCUUCAUCCUUUCCCAUUAUUCGUAUUAGCAGUCUAGCGUGUACGAGAUAUGUAAGGAGAUGUGUAAAAUAAAAUGAUCGCUAUAUUACCGUA